Messenger RNA from Ceutorhynchus assimilis (cabbage seed weevil), 5072 nucleotides. The record is from the annotation of a GenBank genome assembly. NCBI's taxonomy places the organism in Eukaryota, Metazoa, Arthropoda, Insecta, Coleoptera, Curculionidae.
GUCAGGUGCUUGUUUGUGUUUAUUUGUAUUAGUAAACAACAAAAUUCAAAUUUCUUUUACUUUGACUUUUUAGUUAGUUUCAUGCUUUCAUACUACAAGAUGAUAGAAGAUCCUCUAUGAAAAACCGUUUAGAAACUGGACAGCAAUAAAUUCUCCAAAAUGAAUGUUGAGGUUAGUGAAACCACUGAUGUUGAUCAAGAGCCCUCAGAAGCGCCCCCCACAACGGAACUUAGUGAAAACGACUCAAAUAUAGAGGAUUCAGACAACGAUCUACGAAUCGUUUCUCCAGUAAAAUCCUCGAGCCCUACAAUAACACCCCAACAAGAACAAUUUAUCAUAGACAGCAUCGAAAACGAAAUUGGAAAGCAGCUGGACGAGAAGGUCGUAAAGAAUAAUUUGACUGUUACUAAUGUAGCGCCCCCGACAACCGAACUUAGUGAAAACGACUCAAAUGUAGAGGAUUCAGACAACGAUCUACGAAUCGUCUCUCCAGUGAAAUCUUCGAGCCCUACAAUAACACCCCAACAAGAACAAGUCAUCAUUGAUAGCAUCGAAAACGAAAUUGGAAAGCAGCUGGAUGAGAAGGCCGAAAAGAAUAAUUUGACUGUUACUAAUGUGAAAUCGAUUAUAAGACAAGUUUUGACCAAUGAACAUGUUAGAGCAUUGUUCGGGAAAGAUGAUUCUGUACCAAUACCUUAUGAACCAAAAUUGACCAGAGCUAAAGCCAAAGAAUUAUUAACAUCAAAUGGGAUACCAGUUCCAACAGUCAUUCCAUGGGUGCCUCUGCCUCCACCUUCCGAAACUCAUAUUUUAAUUGGAGAAGAUCUCAAAGAAGACGAUUCUGGAGAUGAAUAUUAUCCAGGCAAAGAAAGCGAAGAUGACAAAGACGCUGCAAGUGAAUCAGAUAUUGGUUCCUUGCCACCUCCAACUCCACCAAGUAUAGUAACAGAAGAUCAUGCCACUCAAACUAUUAACAUAUAUAGUGAAGAUGGAAUGUUCAAAAUUCCACUACCAAAAACAGCACAGGAAAGACAAGCUGAAGAACAGGCCAAUGUUGCCCUUAGAACACGUUCUAAGAUAAAUUUAAGCUCUACUCCCCUUGAUGUCAUAGAAAAAGAUUUUGUUUUUCCAGAUAUUACAAUUGAAGACUUGUGUGAUACCAGUGAUAAUAAUGAAAAUUUGGAUUGUGAUGAUGAUGAUUGGGCAGAGUUUUUAAAAGGGUUUGCUUGUCCACUUGAAGAAGAUUCUAAACCUAAAGAGGACGAUGAAGAACAUGAUCCUGAAUAUAAUUUUCUAGCUGAUGAGGAUAUUAAUCGCAUCGAUAAAGAUGAUUAUCGUGAAGACUUUCGUGUAGAUAAAGCUGUCAAAAUAACCAAAAAAGAAGUAAGAGGUCUGUGGGACGAAUUAUUUGAAUAUUUUGAUCAAUUAUCAGACGCCGAUGACGAAAAGCCCAAAACCAAUCAAGUUGUGCUAGAUUCUCUGGCACAAUUUGUUGUAAAUUUGGAUGAAACUAGUCAGGAGCCUUCAACGUCAGUUUUACAAGAAUCAAAUAAACCAAUGUUUGAUGUGAAUAUAAGUUACCAUCAGCUUUGCGCAAUCGAGCAACAAAUGAGACAACAUGUGCAAAUGUUGACGCAAAACUAUUUCCUUACUUACGAACAUCCUGAGUUUCAUAAUUACAGUGUAAAAUUGAAGGAAUAUCUGUUAAAUUUAAAGUUUCUCAGUGAAGGAAAAUCAUUUUCUGUGUUUCGACCUGUUAAUUUGAUUCCUGCCUUGGAACUUGUGGAUAAUUGGACUCAAUUAUUUGCCACCAAUUCUAUUGAGGUAGUGAGAACUAAAAAUCACGUUCAACAACAACUUUUGAAAUCAAUUCAAAAUAAAAUGGCAGGAGAUUGGAAUUAUGUAGUUACAUUUCCUAAACUCCUAAUAGAAACUAUUUUAAAUAGCAAAGUAUUUUUGUUUCCCUCAAUGCUGCCCAAAAUUCCUUUCAAAUCUUCACAAUUUUCUGGGCCAAAGCGUGCUUUUAGUGAGGCGGAAGAUCGCUUAUUAGUCUUCGGCUUAGAUAUGUUCAAAAAAUACCUCACAGAAGAAGUCAAAAUGAAAACGAAUAUGAAACUGCUUGUCAGCUAUGUACAAGAAUAUAUGAUGCCUCACCGAAAUACAAUGGCCAUGUUAAAACAUGUAAAUCAAAGUAAACAUCAAAGAUGUGCUACUAAUCCAAUUCAACAAUAUGUUUUACGUGGAUUAGUAGAACCAAUAAUACACUAUAUUUAUCCCUUGAACCAAAUUGUGCCGCCUAGUCAGAGACCAGAUGAAUUACCUGUGUUGUGGAGGGAAUUUCUCUAUAAAAACAGUAAUAUGAAUCAGACAAGAGAAAUCGUAUUGAUUACCUACCCCUACAAUUUUAACACCGCCGUGCAGGCUAAAAAAAUAAGAAAAAUAAGGCCGAAAUCAAACUACAAACCUAAAGAACUCGAUUCAUUUGAUACUUCUACAGACAGUAUCAGUAGCAAAACUAAUGAAACACUAAAUACUAGCGUAACUACUAUUGAAAAAUUGUUAGCUAUAUGCUUAGUACCUGUGGAAACCCGAAAGCUUGUAAGGUUUCUAGCCGACUUGGAUGAUAAGCAACCCGCAAGCCCUGAACGAGCAACUGUGAAUAAAACUUCAAACAUGAAUAGUAUGCCCAAUCUUAAUACACCUGUAAAAAAUAUGGAAGGAAACAAACAAAAUGAAACCCGAGAAGAUACUGUUACAUCAACAACUCCUGAACUGAUAGCAAGUUCAGCAGGUCUGAAAAAACCCGAAACAGUAACUUCUAGUACAAUAAAUCCAAAAGAAAAAGUUACAAAAAAUUUGGAGUUUUCAACAAUUACAAGCAGUACCUUUCAAAGUUUGGAAGUCAACACAGAAGUGGAAUUUUGUAGGAAUUCUGAAGAUGUUCAAAUAUGCCAGACAUCACAGUCGGUGGAAAAUUCUACUGCCUGUAGUUCAGAACCCACAACAUCUACAAAAGAUAGUCUAAAAGAUAUGAAUGCCCUUAUGGUUGCCAGUUCCACCUUAAAGCCAAAUAUUAGAAAAGAACCAUCUGGAGCUGAAAAAAAGAAGAAUAAGUUAAAAAAGGAUUUUUUGGCCAAUUUAUCUAUCGCAACACCUGACGAUCCUGAAACUGAAAAGCAUAAGAACGAAAUGUUUGCUGUAGCCUAUUAUGAUAAACUCCGUGCAACUCUUGAACUUGACGACUACCACAAAGUGAUGCAGAUUUUAAACGAUUUCGAAUCUGGAGACGUAAUAGACUUGUAUAAUAAUGUACAAGCCAUUCUUCGUCCAAAAUACAUGGAACUUGCUGAAGAAUUUCUAUUUUUCCUUAGAGAAAAGGAAGCCAGUCUUGUAGGACAACUGAUUCCUUGGAUAAACUUACAAGCAAGGGUACAAUUUUUGCGAAAAUUGGAAAUCUACAUGAAGGACCAACCGUCGCAGCUCAAAAAGAUUUAUAAUAGUCUAAUGGAGCUUACAAAAUGCGAUAAUUUAUCUAUGGACAAAGUUAAAUCUACAUUAGUGCCAAUGUUUAAGGGCAAUGCAAUCUUGUAUGAUUUGUUUAUACAGAAUUUUAUGGAUGAAAGACCUCCGCCAAGUCUUUUGGAAGGUCCUUAUGAAACAAUCGAUAUAAAUAAAGAAAUGGCUCGACCAGAUAAUGAAGAGUUAUACGAAACCUUUGUUGUUCCCAAUACAGAAGAUAAAUAUGGAGGGCAAAAUUGCAUAUGCCAUUGUCAUAAAAUCGAAGAUAAUGAAUAUAAAAGUAGAUAUAAACAUUGUAAUACUUGUGGUCUUAAGUUUGUUAAUGGAGCAUUGUAUUUGUCAACUGGAAGAAUAUUUCAACCGGCUACUGUAACAUUCAAAACCAAUCCUCAUGUAAAUCAUAAUUUACGUUUGAUGGGGAAGUCGGCUAUUUCUGCUACUAGUACUAGUCAUAGAAAGAAAAGGUCUGAUACUAGUCCCAGUAAACUAGCUGCUGGUUCAAGUGGAAAGGAGAAUUUGGAAGAAGAUACAGAAGAUGAAGAAUUAGGUAAAAGAAAGCGUCCAGUAUCGCAAAGAGCGCCAAGAAAACGUAAAAAGAUUGAUACCGCUAAACCUGCUUCUUCAAAAAAAUCACCGGUUAGAAGCAGUGAAACUUCAGAAGUUCAGAAAGACAAUAUCAAACCAAGAAAACGCACAUAUUCUGGUAAAAGAGCCAAAAAAGAUGCAACCAAAAUUGAAAAAACUGAAAUACCCAAAAAAGUGGAAGCUGCGCCUGAAAAACAACCAGAAGAAUGCGAAAUAAUCGCUGAUGUUGAAUAUAUUGAAGAUAUACCCAAAAAAGAUUUUGCAACAGCUAUUCCUGUAACAGAAGAAGAAUUUGCUGAUGAAGGUGAGAGUGUAAGCAAACAGAAAUUCAACACAAUACCCGUGUAUGUAACAGAAGAAGAGUUUAUAACAGCUGAUGAAGUUGAACAUACAGAAGAAGAACUUGGCAUUGAAGAAAGCGAACAUGAAAUUGGUGAAGACCACCAGGACCAAGAAAAACCCGAUGAAUGCAUGGAUUCUUCAGGAGAAUCUUUGGAAAAACCUUUAACACCCGGCCAACAAACAGCAGAAUCAGAAAAUGAAGUUUAUCUUGAGGAAUCUUCUCAAGACAAUUAUGCAUCUGACGAUACUAGCUCUUCAACAGAAAGUCUUAAAGAGAGUGACAGCAACACAAACGAUGAACAACCGUGGAGGCGAGAGGAAGAUACCAUAAUUUUAGAAAGUAUACAGAAAGAAGACGAUAAAGAAUAUGCUCUUCAAAUUAUAUCUGAUAAAUUACCUAAUAGGACUGUAGGACAGAUUAGGAGCCGACUUUCUAGGCUUAUGGAUUUGUUGAUUGAGACUUUGAAGAGUACUUAAGAGAUGGGUGAAUUCACCAAUUUUAAUAAAAUUUGCUAUGGAGAAAUUAUGUAUAAGAUGGCUCAUAAAUUGUAUAAGAAUAAUUAUUUGUGAUUUAAUGUAUGACUCAAGUGAUUUGUUUAAUAAUAAUUAAAUUAUUUUGUUGAUAA